AUGGCCCCCGUAUCAGCAAUGGCGCCCGCUGGCGCUCAAUCUACAACUCUUUCAAGUGCUGGCAAACCUCUGAAACGCGGCAUGAGCUUAAGGAGAGCUUCUACCCAGUGCCGGCCACGAAACCAGCAGCAGCAGCUUCCCUCUCAGUUCUUGCAGCCCAUGCAAGGGCAACUGGACGGAGAUGAAGACGAGGACACGAUAAUCUCUUGUCAUCCCAGCUUUCAGACACAUCGACAUCGAGAUCGCCAGAGCCACUACAUUGAUCCGCGACAGCAGAUGCUGCACCUGCCAGACUCACAACGGCCCGCGUCUUCCCGUAGCCAUAUGCGAGACUGGAAUCGCCAGAGAGAACGCAGCCGAAGCCCUUCGUCUUCUAAGAAGCUGCCGUCACCCGACAGUUUGUUGCAACAGCCCCAGUCCGAAUACUACAGCAGUCUGCCGUCGUCCACGAGCUUGACGAGUGAAGAGUUCGAAGCACUGCCGCCUACAGUUCGAAGAAAACGUUUCAUGCGUUGUCUGUCUUGGAUGAUGGAGUUGGCCAUUGCAAUGCUAGCCAAUUGGGUGUAUCGCACAUACGGUUCCCUGGUCGACGGAAAGCACGACAAGUGUCGGAAUAGCUCUGUCUCGCGUCUCAAGGGAUCACCAGCGACAGCAGAUCUUGCUCCCAGUCUUGCUCCCGAUGCCUCACUCUCUGUCUGUUACCGUCUUGUUCCCUUCACAACUGUGGGAUUUAGCCUGGACGGCGAGAUGCGAUGCCAUGCAAUGCAAUGCAAUGCAAUGCACCUCCGUCUUGCACUCACUAAUUCCGAUGACAAGCCAAUGGCGCCGGAACGGCUGAAUCCGUCCCUGGCAUCCCAGCACACUAGUGUCAUGGCGCUUGUAGGCCGUCUGCGCCAUUCGACAUCGACUUUCGCAAGCGAAGAAGAUAUCUGGCAGCCAGGAUCCAAGUUCGAACUUGCUUCCGAUUCCUCCAUCUCUGGAUCACAUCAACAACCGCGCGUUCGAUCGAGCUCCGCUCACCUAUACCCAUACCAGGCUGAUACGCUGCACGGACGACCAGCGGAUAACGGAGAAAGACGAUCGAAUACAGCUAAUUCACACCAUAAGAGCAUCAUACUGGAUGCUACCGACGAGGCGUUUGUCAAGAUAAAUAAACGCCAUACACAAGUCCCCAAACUAAGCAGCCAUCUGAACGAACCCUUUUAUCACGAGUUCCAUUCCACCAUGAGUAGCUCGCCCAACGACGAAUUUACACAGGCUCUGGCCGCCGAGGCCUCACCGGAUUCGAUCAUCGAGAGUUUCCGAUGGCUUGAUGAGAGUGAUGACUUGGAUCUUCGUCUGGAUGACUACCAGUCGAGCCCCAAACAAGGAAAGAAGAAGCGAAUGCCUUUCCCUCGCCAUCUAUCGAUAUCAAAGCUGUCUUUUGGACGUCCAUCUUCGCAAUUGAGUCGUCCAGCAACCAAGGGAUCCGUGGCCUCUCCCGCAUUGAGCGAGCAAUUUGUGGUACCUUCUUUACCAAGCCCCUCUGGCCACUUCCGUCGAAGAUCCAGAGCCUUGUCUCUAAUGUCACCAAACAAGGGUCAAAUGCCUGAUGACUACGGCGUCGUUGACUCGGCUCCAUCUCACUAUCAGGACCCCGAAGCUCGCAUGAAGCUUCGUGUAUACCUUGCGUCUCCGCACAAGUUUGAUGAGGCUGUCGAAUUUGGGUUCCCAUCUCUCUACGACACACAGGGCAGGGAAACCUCUCAGAUUCGAUCGUGGUCACGCCAAGAGUCCUAUGACAAGAUUCAUAGCUCAACUGGUGAUGACGCGGAGUCCCUCAUCAGUGAUCCCACAUCACCCGUUGAAACAGUCUCUCCGAGAACGCCAGAGAGCUUGGAUCAUCCGCCUGCUGAGCAUUCGCCGCGACUGCCCCAUGAAGGAGCCUGGCCUUCCAAGGUGGACUACGCCCAAGCGCCAGCAUCAUCCCGCGAGAUGACACUACGGAUGACGCUGACACGGCCUGAUCUUCGAGCCGACGAAGAGCAAAUGUAUGGCUGGCAAAAACCAUCGUCAUCCAAGGGGCAAGCACAUGACGGAUCUGCUCAGCCAAGAUCAUACUCUCAAGCUUCCAACCCCAAAGACAAUAUUGAAAGGCAAUUCGCCAUUAUGGACCAAGAAGCUGCCAGCAGCGAUAACAACAUGGUAAAACGCUUCUGGAACCGAGUCCGCCGUUCAUGA
Trichoderma aggressivum f. europaeum is the source of this 2220-nucleotide messenger RNA. RefSeq lists its product as uncharacterized. Lineage: Eukaryota; Fungi; Ascomycota; Sordariomycetes; Hypocreales; Hypocreaceae. Bases 1 to 2220 code for a protein of 739 amino acids. The transcript is spliced from 4 exons. The record is from RefSeq and is a predicted model, not a curated record.